Molecule: messenger RNA, 351 nt
Organism: Medioppia subpectinata
Lineage: Eukaryota; Metazoa; Arthropoda; Arachnida; Sarcoptiformes; Oppiidae
Source: the annotation of a GenBank genome assembly
AUGUGUGAGACGUCGGCCAUCAAUCGGCGCAACCGUAAGGGCUGUCUGUCGGAAGAGUUCUACCGGUGGUCUGACGAGCCGUUUGAAGAGAUGGACUCAACAAUAGCUGUCCAGCAGUUCAUCCAACAGACCAUUCGUAGGGAUCCGUCAAAUAUAGAUGAGAUCCUAUCGGCUCCGGAGGGCCAGGAAGAGGGCGGCUGGAAGUACGAGCACUUGAGACAGUUCUGUCUCGAACUCAACCGAUUGGCCGUCAAAUUGCAGACCGAAUGCUCGGCUCAGACGUGCACUCAGAUGACGGCCACCGAGCAGUGGAUCUUCUUAUGCGCCGCCCAUAAGACGCCCAAAGAGUGU